Messenger RNA from Pochonia chlamydosporia 170, 279 nucleotides. RefSeq lists its product as hypothetical. The transcript has a single exon. The coding region runs from base 1 to 279 and encodes 92 amino acids. The record is from RefSeq and is a predicted model, not a curated record. Lineage: Eukaryota; Fungi; Ascomycota; Sordariomycetes; Hypocreales; Clavicipitaceae.
AUGGCCAAGACGCAGAAUCCAUGCCACCGGUGCUCCGCCGUUGCAAUCCCGUCAAAGAAAUGCCCAUGGCUGAAGGUGUAUGCCGAGCCCCAGAAACCCAGCCGCUUUCAUACACCGUUUUUUGUAUUGUAUCCCAUUCGGUCGGUCCUUUGUGCUACUUCUAAUUCUGAGGAGCAGUUGAUUAGGACAAGUGCCGGCAUUGGCGUUGAGGCAUGGGUUCGAAUGUUCCGGUCAUCUCGGCUGCUACGGCAUAUUAUCUCGGAAGAAACUCUCAUCUAA